AUGUUUCAGGCAGGUUGUACAAUUGGGUAUUACGGUGACAAGUGCUUACGACAGUGUCAUUGUACCAACGCUUCGGCUUGUGAUGCCAAUACUGGACAUUGUGAGAGCUGUGCACCCGGUUGGACUGGUUAUGCCUGCGACUCAGUUUGCUCUAAUGGUACAUAUGGAAAAGGAUGUGCGAACGCCUGUGGUCACUGCAUCAACAAACAAACAUGUGAUCACGUCACCGGAAACUGUACUUCUGGAUGUGAAAUUGGUUAUUACAGUUCUGAUUCAUUUUGCAAAACACCUAAAACGCAUAGUGGCCUCCGUGGCCGAGUGCUUAUGGGCACAGAUUUCAAACUAUCUGUGCUUCACUAA
This is a messenger RNA of Mercenaria mercenaria, 360 nucleotides long. RefSeq names its product scavenger receptor class F member 1-like. Gene Ontology annotation, molecular function: scavenger receptor activity. The coding region runs from base 1 to 360 and encodes 119 amino acids. The transcript is spliced from 4 exons. Lineage: Eukaryota; Metazoa; Mollusca; Bivalvia; Venerida; Veneridae. The record is from RefSeq and is a predicted model, not a curated record.